Molecule: messenger RNA, 1600 nt
Organism: Sphaeramia orbicularis (orbiculate cardinalfish)
Lineage: Eukaryota; Metazoa; Chordata; Actinopteri; Kurtiformes; Apogonidae
Gene: dusp13a
Product: dual specificity phosphatase 13a
Exons: 9
Coding region: 145-1371 (408 amino acids)
Biological process (GO): negative regulation of MAPK cascade; protein dephosphorylation
Cellular component (GO): cytoplasm
Molecular function (GO): protein tyrosine/serine/threonine phosphatase activity; MAP kinase phosphatase activity
Source: RefSeq, a predicted model, not a curated record
AAAAAAAGAGGAAGCUUUUGAGGUUCUGAACUCCUGAUGAAUGGUGUAGCUAAUGAGUAUAUGAUUACAGAGUUAUAAAAAGAAACCAGGGUGUAAGUGUUUACUCUUGUCCUGGUGAAGAGUUUGUGCGGUCAUGAAUUGAGAAUGUCUCUUAGAAAUCCUCCAUAUGAACCACCCUCUGUGUCAGAGCUGCAAGAAUUCCUGCUGACAGACAGAAAACCUACAGGACAUGUCAAUCAAGUUUGGCCUAACCUUUACAUAGGCAAUGAGGUGGCAGCUCGUGACAAAGGUGUUCUCCACAGUUUGGGGAUUACUCAUAUUGUCAACGCUGCUCAUGGACCAGCCAAUCCCGGUCCAGGACCCUGUUUCUACGUCAAGACAGGCCAUCGCUACUACAGAGAGAUGUCAGUGGAUUAUUAUGGAGUGGAGGCUGAUGAUGCAAUAGAUUUCAUCCUCAGUCCAUAUUUUUACCCAACAGCUCGGUACAUCAGAGCUGCACUGAACAUGGGAGGACAUGUGUUUGUCCACUGUUUGAUGGGUGUGAGCCGUUCUGCCACUCUGGUCCUGGCCUUCCUGAUGAUUUGUGAGGGUCUUCAGCUACAGGAGGCAGUGGCUGCUGUAAGGCCACAUAGAGACAUUUGUCCCAACCCAGGCUUCCUACAGCAGCUCCGCAGCCUCGACAUGAGUCUGGAGAGGGAGAGACGAAGGCGACAGCAAGCCCAAAAACUAGGUCACAUAACCCAGGAGGAGGACACACCCUCUCUGAUAGAGUUGAGGCAAAUGAUCUGGAGCAACAGGAAACCAGUGGCUCCUGUGAGUCAAGUGUGGCCCAACCUGUACAUCGGGGAUGAGUCUAUGGCACGUGACAAAGCAACACUCUCAUCCCUGGGAGUAACUCACAUAGUGAACGCUGCAGCAGGUCGACACAGAAUCCACACAGGUCCACAGUUUUACAAUGACCUUGAGGUAGAAUACCUCGCUGUGGAGGCUGCAGACCAUCCUGAGUUUAACCUUCGUCCUUACUUCAGUUCCUCUGCAAAUUUCAUUGAAAAUGCUCUGAAUAAUAAUGGUAAAGUGUUUGUCCACUGUGCCAUGGGUGUCAGUCGCUCUGGGACACUGGUUUUGGCGUAUCUAAUGAUCUGCCAGGGCCUGUCUCUGGCAGAAGCCAUUAUCGCUGUGCGUCUAAACCGAGAUAUUGGACCUAACUCUGGAUUUCUGGAGCAGCUCAGACAGCUGGACCUGAGCCUCAGUUCUCAGGGUCGACAAAUCACAAUUGUUUUCCAGGUACCAGAGUUAAACCAUGUCAUCCUGUGCGGUGAAGUCCAGGACGAAAAACCCAUAUGCAGCAGUGCAGGUGGACCCAGACAGUGACUAUAUCACACCUGGAACAUUAGACCUGGAGCAGCUGUUCUGGACCGGGACUGGGGCUCAGUAUGCACAUGUAAACCAGGUCUGGCCCAGGAUCUACAUCGGGGAUGAGAAGACAGCUCUGGAGGGUCCAGGCCUGAGGGACUUGGGCAUCACACAUGUCCUGAAUGCAGCGGAGGGGAAGUGGAAUAACGUGCUGACUGGUGCUGAUUACUACAGUGACAUGUCCAUC